Messenger RNA from Malania oleifera, 4424 nucleotides. Its product is annotated as nodulin homeobox. Lineage: Eukaryota; Viridiplantae; Streptophyta; Magnoliopsida; Santalales; Ximeniaceae. The transcript is spliced from 21 exons. The coding region runs from base 202 to 2916 and encodes 904 amino acids. Gene Ontology annotation, biological process: flower development. The record is from RefSeq and is a predicted model, not a curated record. Gene Ontology annotation, molecular function: single-stranded DNA binding.
ACCGCUGGGCAUAAAUGUGGCAACAGCCAAACUAUAACGUAAGAGGUUUUUUCAGCGAUCAAUCAAUACACCACCUUCUCGAUUCCCAGUUGGACGUCUACUUUUCAAGGUGUAUAACUGCAAACACACUCUUCUUCCCCAAAAUUUCGCGCUCAAAUUUCUUGUUCCAAUCUCAUUUACACACUCCACAGAUUCUCAAGGAUGAGGCAACUUAAGGAAGAACCAUCAUGCAGCACUGACCAAGCUAUCAACUUAAUAUCAGCUGUGAAAGAGUUACACAGGCUUAGCUCUCAGGAGCUUAAUAAGCUUUUGAGGGACUCUGAAAAUUUUAUCCUUCACUACCAUACUGAAAACGGUUCAUAUAUGCAGAUUAAUGUGGAAAAACUUGCUCAUUUUCUUCCUUUGCACCUUGUUGCCGUUCUUAUGUCAUCUGACAGAGAUGAAGCCCUCUUCAGAUACUUGUUAUGUGGUUUUCGACUCUUAUAUUCCUUGUGUAGUUUAGCUCCUCGACAGCCCAAACUUGAGCAGAUUUUGCUUGAUGAUGUUAAGGUGUCAGAACAGCUGCUUGAUCUUGUGCUUUAUUCGCUUAUAAUUCUUGGCGGAUAUAGACAGGAAAAUCAUGUUUCAAGUCGUACACCUCUUCUGCAUUCAGCACUGGUGUCCUGCAGUUUGCAUUUAUUAACAGAAUGCAUUUCUACACAGUGGCAAGAUCUUGUUCAUGUUCUGCUUGCACAUCAUAAGGUUGAUAUAUUUAUGGAUGUGGCUUUUGGAGCUGUUUGCAUGGAUGUUAGGUUUCUCCAGCUCAAGCUGUCAACUCAGCAUACUGAUUUCUCAACAACAUCAUUUCAUACUUCUGAACAAAUUGUUAUCCAUCUUUGCCAACAAUGCGAGGCUUCUUUACACUUUCUUCAGUCAUUGUGCCAACAAAAAUUGUUCCGAGAGCGCCUAGUGAAGAAUAAGGAACUCUGUGCAAAAGGCGGCAUUCUUUUGCUUGCUAGAUCAACAUUGAAGUUAGAUGUAAUGCCAUUGUUUAAAGAGUCCUCUGCAGUUGUCUCUUCUGUAUCUCGGCUCAAAUCUAAGGUCUUAUCAAUUCUUUUGCAUCUUUGUGAAGCAGAAAGCAUUUCUUACCUGGAUGAGGUUGCCAGCUCCCCAGGAAGCCUAGAUUUGGCAAAAUCUGUUGCCUUGGAGGUUCUUGAGCUACUGAAGACUGCACUUGGUAGAGACACCAAAUAUAUUAGUUCUUGCUCUGACAAAACAUAUCCAAUGGGGCUUUUGCAACUCAAUGCAAUGCGUCUAGCUGAUAUUUUCUCCGAUGAUUCAAAUUUUCGAUCUUACGUUACCAAAUAUUUUACUGAAUUUCUGACCGCAAUUUUUUUACUUCCUCACGGAGAGUUCUUAUCUAGUUGGUGUUCUUCUGAUCUCCCAAUAAGGGAAGAAGAUGGGACCCUGGAGUUUGACCCAUUUGCUGCAUCUGGAUGGGUUUUGGAUUCAUUUUCGUCAUUGGGCUUACUGAAUAUAGCAAAUUUAGAAUCCACUUUUACUCCCAAUAAUGUGCCCCAGGCGUCCUAUGCUCAUCAGAGAACAUCAUUGUUGGUCAAAGUGAUUGCCAAUCUCCAUUGUUUUGUUCCAGACAUCUGCGAAGAGCAGGAGAGGAACCUCUUUCUACACAAGUUUCUUGAGUGUUUGCAACUGGAACUACCUAAAUCAUCGCCUGGAUUUUCAUUCACCAAUGAUGCUCAAAAAGCCACUGCUGUUUGCAGAAACCUGCGUUCAUUGUUGGGUCAUGCAGAAUCUUUAAUCCCUAAUUUUUUGAAUGAGGAGGACGUACAGCUCUUUAGGGUCUUCUUUAAACAAAUACAGUCAUUAAUUCCUCCUGCUGAAUCAGAAGGAAAUCGAGUUCAAGAAAGCAAAUUUGAGGGGUCAACAUCCUGGGAAAAGUCUUCAAAACUUAGUAUGCAUCACCAGGAGGUUCAAAGUACAGGUGGAUGCUCAUCACCUCUACUGAGGAAAGUAGGUCCUUAUCUUAAUAACAGAGCUGGUAACCUGAAAGAGGAAAUGUCAGAAAACUCUGCUUUCCAAGAAGUGGACCAGCUCUACGCCAAAAGCGAACAUUUGGACCAAACAGAGGAGGCAAUUAGGCAAGAUGGAAGUGAAGAUAAAGGUAAAUCCGAAAGGGUUGCAUCUACGUGUUUAACAGAGAUUGACAGAGAUGUUCAAAAUGUUGAGACAAGUGGGUCAGAUUCGAGCUCAACAAGAGGAAAGAAUUCUAUUGCUCCAAUGGAUAAAAGUGAGUUUCCAAAAUCGAGUGAUCAAAUCAAAGAAGGUGGGUAUAGUGGCGUUCAAGAGGAUGAAAAGGUUGAAGCUGUUUUAUCGGAGGAAAAACAGCGAAGAAAACGGAAGCGAACCAUCAUGAAUGAUAAGCAGAUGGCAUUAAUUGAGAGGGCUCUCUUGGAUGAACCUGAAAUGCAGAAAAAUGCAGCUUCUAUACAGUCAUGGGCUGAUAAAUUAAGUGUUCAUGGUUCUGAGGUUACAUCUUCCCAGCUAAAAAAUUGGCUGAACAAUCGAAAAGCCAGGCUAGCCCGUGCAGCUAAAGAUGCCCGUGCAUCACAGGAGGGGGACAAUGCUAACCCUGACAAGCAAGGUGGGUCAGGAGGCCCUUUUUGCGAGUCACCUGAAAGCCCUGGAGAGGAAUUUUAUGUCCAGUCAACCACAAGAGGAGGGACUCACCAGAGCAUAACUGAAGGAAGUAGGCUGAGAGCUGGUAUUGGUGAAAACCCAGAGACAGGCCUUGCUGAACUUGUUGAUACGGCCCCUGCAGAAUCUGUUCAGCAUCAACGAGGCCAGUAUGCCCUGCCUGCGGAUGCACAAGGGGAGGAGAUUGGGAAGGAAAAAAAUGCCUCAGCUACAAUGAGGUAGAUGUGAAAGGAAAGGGACAUGCAUGCAUAUGAUUCAUGGAUGUUCUCACUUUGAAGCUAAAAGCACCCUGUGUGAGGCCAAAGGUACCUCAUUUGCAUUUUGAUGAGUUCUUCAAACAAAGAUCGAGGUAAGGAAACUGUUGUAGUAUUCUCGACCAAACUCAAAUGUUGCUGCCUCGGUGAAUAUCAGUGACCUUGAAUAGCUCAUUAGAAAUUGUAAGUUGUAAGAUUACCUUAUAGACAAUUUAGGAAUGUGUUCAGUUUAAUUCACAAUGUUUCAUUCAAUCGCUGUAUUUUCUGUGUCCUACAGCUCGUCCUACAGCUCUUCUUUCUUUGGAACCUCCUGGUGCAUAUAAAUUCCAUGCUUGCAGUGCACUUCAAAUGGACCUGAUGCCUUGAUAUAUAUAUAUUUUUUAGUACCUAAAAAAUUUAUCGGAUGCAUGUUGAUAUUAUCUGCAACCUUUGAAUCGGUUAAUAAUUUCUAACAUCCUAGUUGGAGAUGCUUUUAACUGAAAGUGAUUUUAAGAGUGUAAAAAUGUACUUGUAAGGUAGCAUGCAAUAAUUUAGUUGAAGUGCUGUAACUGCUAAUAACCCCCCUUCAUGGAGAAAUAAUAGCCCCUAUAUUGCAACUGACUUUUUCUCUGCUUUUGAAUGCAAAAGUUGCCCACAUUAUUAAGAAGGGAAAUUGGACGUGGCCAAGAAGACAUUCAAGGAGAAUUGUUGAAAUCAUAUCAGCCCUGAACUUCUAUUGUAAUCUCGAGGACUCCAUCCUUCAGUUAUUUGGUUCGAGGAAAAUAUUCCUAGACCUGGUCUCUUAGCCUGGCUAGCAGCUUGAACCAGUGUGAUCGACUGGGUUGCUCAAGACGUCUAUCAGAGGGCUACUUUAGAAGUUCUUAUAUCCUUCCUCGCUGGGUUGAAGAGUUUUUGGAUAUUCUAUUUCGCCCUGCGGCUCUGCCUCCCUCCCUGGUCCCCACUCGGCCAGGCCAGCGACGACCAUCUCUGCAGUCUGCAAAUCGAAGUGAAAGCCUCCAAGUCUCCAACCUCGCAAGCAAAAGCCUUGAUCUUGGCUUUUUCCAGAGGCUCGAGGGCUGCCGCCGUUGCCACCCUGCGGAUCUACCUCCCUCCCCAGUCCCCACUCGGAUAGGUCAGCGACGGCCAUCUCUGCAGUCUACAAAUCGAUGCGAAAGCCUCCAAGUCUCCAACCUCAAAAGCGAAAGUCUUGAUUUAUUGGAAAGUUUACUUUUCCUUGAGGUGUAGGCUUCUAAUUUCAUUAUCUGUAUUUUCAUUUAUUGGAAAGUUUACUUUUUCUUAAAGUCUAGACUUGUAAUUCCAUUUUCUGUGUUUUCAUUAGCUAGGUUGACUCAACUUUAACCUAGGUCACACUAGUUCGAGUUGUUUUGUUUGAACUCUCUCUCUCUCCCCUUGGUUCCUUUGGAUUAAAUGGCUUAAUUGUGUUCUUUUCUUUUAGUUAUAUUUAAUUUUUAAGAGAUUUGAUAUUUGGAAACAAAA